AUGAAGAACAGCAUUAUGUUUGGAGGAAUCUCUUUUAAUUGUGGUGAUCGUUACAAAUUGAUAAAAUUAGUUGGAACAGGUGCCUAUGGUUCAGUAGUCCUGGCAUUUGACUUGUAAAACAAAAAUCAUAAAGUAGCAAUCAAAAAAUUAAAUUUAAUAGAAGAUGUAAUUGAUGCAAAGAGAAUCUUAAGAGAAAUCAAAAUCUAAAGAUCAAUGAAUCAUCAUAAUAUUCUCAAGAUUUAUGAUAUAAUAUAUGAUUAGAAAUCUGAAUUCUUCGGAGACAUAUAUAUUGUGAGCCAAUACUUUCCAGCAGAUUUACAUAAAAUAAUAAAAAGCAAUCAAGAUUUGUCAGUUGAGCAUGUUUAAUUCAUAAUGUAUCAAUUAUGCAAAGGACUUUACUAUUUGCAUUCUUCAGGUUCAAUUCAUAGAGACAUAAAGCCUGGAAAUAUAUUGGCAAACGAGAAUUGUGAAGUCUGUUAUUGUGAUUUUGGAUUUGCUCGAAAAAAAGAUGAAAUACAAGAUCAAAUAGAUGAAAAUAUGACUGAAUAUGUUGUAACUCGACAUUAUAGAGCUCCUGAAAUCAUGUUAUCUAGUUAGCAAUACUCUCAACCAGUUGACAUAUGGUCAUUGGGAUGUACAUUUGCAGAAUUGAUGACAAGAAAGAUAUUAUUCAACGCUCCCAAUUAUAUUUAAAUGAUAAAGAUGUUUUUUGAUAUUUUAGGUCGACCCUCAGAUGAAGAAUUAAAUUAAUUAGUAACUAAUGAGAAUGCAUUGUCUUUCAUAGAGACUCUGCCUCAUAAACCAAAACAACCAGCCUCAAAGAGUGUCCCAUUUCCUGAUGCCAAAGCAAGAGAUUUAUUAGAUUAGAUGUUAGAAAUGAAUCCCAAGAAUAGAAUUACUGCAUAAAAAUGUUUAGAACAUCCCUUCUUUGAGUCUAUUAGAAAUUAAGUCGAAGAGAUUACAUUCACAGGCAAUCUUGAGUGCGAUUUUGAGAAUGAUGACACCAUCACAUUAGAAACCUUGAAACACUUGAUCCUGGUUGAGAUCAAUCACAUUAAAGCCAAAAAUAAGAAAGAAUUGAUUAAUAUCGAAGAAGAAAUGAAAAGAAUAGGAAUCAUUUAAUAAUAACAUUAAUGA
Paramecium tetraurelia is the source of this 1137-nucleotide messenger RNA. RefSeq lists its product as uncharacterized. The record is from RefSeq and is a predicted model, not a curated record. The transcript is spliced from 3 exons. Gene Ontology annotation, cellular component: nucleus; cytoplasm. Lineage: Eukaryota; Ciliophora; Oligohymenophorea; Peniculida; Parameciidae. Gene Ontology annotation, biological process: protein phosphorylation; intracellular signal transduction. Gene Ontology annotation, molecular function: MAP kinase activity; ATP binding.